Astrephomene gubernaculifera is the source of this 4381-nucleotide messenger RNA. The record is from the annotation of a GenBank genome assembly. NCBI's taxonomy places the organism in Eukaryota, Viridiplantae, Chlorophyta, Chlorophyceae, Chlamydomonadales, Astrephomenaceae.
GUGAGGGGUUGGGAGGGGGCUGGAGGAGGUGGAGGGUGGCGUUGGGGUGGUGUGGGGAGGGGCUGGGGGGAGGUGUGAUUGGGCUUCUUAUGACCAAAGGACCGGAAAUGAAGACCAGUUGUGAAGCUCGCUGAUGCUGCUUCAGAGGUACAACUGUCGGUGGGACCGUAGUCUUGUAUACUGCUGUGUGAACAUGUUUUUGCAAUGCUGGGCAUGGUAAACAGAAGAUAGCAGCAACAGCGGCUGUUCGAUAACACCUUCACAUCACAGCUACACAGCUGCUAGCGUGAAUCACUGCAUGCGCACGAUGUGCGGCCCCGCCUCGUGCCUCCCUCCCUACACUUAGGUCAACGCUGCAGGACCCAACUGCAGGGGGGGUCGCAGCCGAGAGUAUGGUAUCACAAAGUACUGUGUCUGCGACGCUCACGCCUGUCGCUGCUUUCCGGACGUUUCGUAACGUGCUUUACGAUCAUGUGUUUGGUGCCACGACGAAGGAGCAAAGCAGUGGUCGGAUGGUUCAGGGGCGAGCCUUGCGAACUGCUUGCACUUGCUGUUUGGUGGCUUUUGAGUGGGGGCUUUUGGAGCCGCUCUUGGUGCGGCUUGGAGGGCGCAAGGUGCUGCUUGGCUGGCGGGCAGGCUGCUGCCUGGCUGGGGCUUAGCAGAGCGGUGUGGUCGGAUGUCGGUUCCGCUCGGGGGGCGUAUGGGUUGUUUUGGUGGCGGGAGGCGUGGCGGCGGGGAAGCGUCAAGGCAACUCGACUCGAAGGCAUCAGGGGGGUUGCUUGAGCUUGCUUUAAAUGUUUCAUUUGUAUUUGUAUAUUCAAAUAUCGCUUGGGAGAUUGUGUGUGUUCACACAAUUGAACCCUAGCGUCGUAUUUCAUCAUGUUGCAUGCAUCGUGCUUUGUCGUCCUCAACUUGCUGCAUGGAGGUCCGGUCCGGGGGUCUGUGUUGGGGACUGGUAGGGUGGUGUACGGUGGCUGGGUGGAGGAGGCGGGGUUGCAGUUGCAAGGGCAUUGCUGUGGCCUGCGGUCCAUGACCCAUGGGUCUUUUCCUAUGUGGGUGUGAACCUCCGGAUUUCUCCGAAUUCACUUGCAUGUAUGUAUUGCGUGGGCAAGUAUGGAUACACGUCGAAGUAAAGCGGUCCUGGCAGUACCACUAGGGGGUGAAGAGUGUGACGUGCAAUGCAGCAGACGCUGUCUGGCAGUACCACUGCAUGUAGGUAGAGGGAGAUCAUAGAAGAUGACAAUUUAACAACCUUCUGCGAACAUGCGAGUAGCGAUUUCGCUGCUACCUCCUACGGAAUAGCUGGCGUGCUGAACUGCCCGGUGUUUCGGCACACGCACUCGCAUCUUCAUGGGGUGGUUGUCGUUGCUUGCGGUGCCUUGCUUGACCCUCUUCCGUACGCGUGUACGUGCGGUAUGCCCGUGAUCCGGCUUAGGCAGCGAACUGAAAACUGAACAUGGUUGGGGGACACAGUUAAUAAAUGGAGGUACCUUUCAUACCUCCUUAUGGUAUGGUACCACCUGCAGAUUGGGAUUGGGGCGGCUGGUGCUGCAGUCGUGUCUGAGCUCGGACCUACGGGCGGUCUGCGCACCGGUAUAUGGGGCAACGACGUGACGAGCCGAGUGAUAGUUCGGGCGUGUGAGGGCGAGAGCGGCUGUGGGGUGUAAAGAGGAAACAACUAACUGGCCGUGUGAUAAGGCGGCAUCAUGGUUGUGAUUGUUGGGUGUGUGCGACGUACGGUGAAACAGUCGUCGUGUAGAGCAGUUGCCCACAAUUGCAAUACGUCCUUGCCUGUUCUCGGUGUGAUGCUCGUGUCCCUGCUGUCUAUGACGAGUCCUUUCGACGCCUGUAGUAAGCUAUAAAUAUCAACAGUCUACCGCUCGCUAGCCCUUACGCCAGCCCUUCACGAAUCCCGCCUUGCGUCGUACAACACGACAGGGGUCUGGCACAGCCGUGGGCGUACGGACUGAAGAAUGCUCGCGGCGCAGGAAGCGGGUUGCAACUGGUUUUGUUCCUGUCCUUGCGGAGGAAAGCGUUGAGAAGGUUGCCGUGUUCUAGUUACCGAUGUAGCCUUAGCUUAGUAAGCACGCACCUGGCAACAGCUGGGAUAGGAGUGUCCAGCGCCAGCAAGUUGUACGAAACUGAAGCUAGCUUGCGACCGGGGCUAGCGGCGUCUGGCUAACCCUAGACCGCACUUGGAGUACCCGUAUGAGGUUGUGGUGCGGGGAGUUGGCGUGGACGGAGGUGCAGAAGGGAAUUGCAGGUGUUAUGCCUAGGACCUACUUGGCUACUGAUAUUGUUGUAUGCCCAACGUACCUCUUACGGAUCGAGGUAUUGCCAAGUCACAAGACGUUUGUGGUCUCAUACUUGUCUACAACAGCAGCGAUGAAGGCCCAUGCCUACUUGUUCUUUAAUUAUUAGGAAAAUGCAUUUGUCUUCAACAUCAGCUUACGGCGAGAAACGCACUCGCGUGGAAUGGAGGUCCUCCCCGCAAGGAGUGCGUUCAUGUGGAAGACGCGCUCUUCACGUCUCAGCUGCUGGCCAGUGGUCAAUUGGCAGCAUUAUCGGGGCUAUUCAGGGCGCUUACGAAGAUAAGGUGCCAGUACAAGGUUCUCCUUCCGCUGUAGUCUCCGGCCCUCAACCAGAGCUGCCAACGCUUGCUUCAUUACCAGCAACGUUUCAACGGCUAGAUUCGCAGCUUGUGGUGCUGUUGGAUCCGAAACAUGAGCGCCUUGUAUACCUUGUUGGUGUCGAUCAAGCCAGCGGCACAGACGCCAUCGUGUCUCAGCUGCGCCCCCUGCUACGUGCGGCCUCCGCGCCCUACCUGCACCUCAUGGCGCUGUCCGCCCGCCUGCGCUCCGCACUGCUGAGGGAGUUCCCGGGCGGUCGGCCCAUCAUCACGCAGGUGCCGCUGCCGGCGGGGGCAGCAGCCAGCCAGGGGCAGGAGGCGGGGCCGGCGGCAGCGGAGGAGGCGGCGACAGCAGCAGCAGCCGGGGAGGGUGGGAGCUCGGGCCAGGAAGGAGGGGAGUACAGGGAGUACGAAUUUCCUCGCGGUGGCGUGUUGGAGUGGCUGUACGGCAGCAGGGAGCAGCAGCAGCAGCAGAAGGAGCGGCGGCGGGAGCAGCAGCAGCGGAAGCGGGCGGUGGGUGGUGGUUUGUCCUCGUACGAUGCUGGUGAGGAAGAGGAGGAGGAAGGGGGCGCGGCUGCUGCCCCCGACUCGGACACGCCCGACGAGGUGAUGUCGCGGCGGCGGAAGCUGCCGACCCACAUGGCAUGGCUCAAGGGGAGCUCCCAGCGCGUGGCGCUCUCCCGCGAGCGUCGCGCGCCGUACCGUCUGGAGUGGCUGCUGGGUCAGCUGGGCAGCUUCGGGCCGCUCAGCAUCGCGGUGGCCACCGACGACAUCAUCUUCGUGCGCAACGCGGUGCUGGCCAACUGGGCGACCGACUUCGACCCCUCCGACUACUACGGCGAGCUCUUCCAACACCUGCUGGAGCUGGGGGAGGAGGGGGAGGAGGGGGAGGGCGGCGCGGGGGAGGAGGAGCAGCGGGGGCCGCUGGGGGUGGUGGGUGGCCCCGCGGGUGCGGUGCUGGCGGCGGUGCAGGUGGAUGAGGGCGAGCCGCGGGACCUGCGGGGGCUGCUGCAGGCCAUCGGGGUCAUCGGCGCCGACAGCGACAGUGAGGAGGAGGAUGAGGACGACGAGGAGGAGGCGAACGUGGCGGAGGAGGAGCAUGGCGAGGGCGAGGGUGGCGGCGAGGGUGGAGGGGUUACUGUUCUGGCAGACGGCGACGACGAGGAGGAGGACGCCUCGGAUGCUGACGAGGAGGAGGAGGGGGAGGGGGAGGAGGGCGGUCUGCCGCCUGUGUUGCGCAUCCUGCGGGGCCCCCUGCUGCCCUCCUUGCAGCACCAGCCGGCAGCUCCCCCACAGCCCGCCAUGCAACUCCUGCCUACCAGCAGCGGCAGUGGCGGCGGUGCAUCUGGUCCUGAUCCUGCUGCGGAGGAUGGCGAGGUGGAGGGUGAGGUGGAGGUGGAGGGUGAGGCGCGUGUGCCGCCCCCUGCCGCCUCGCUGGAGCUGCUCUUGGCGGGCGCUGCGGGCGGUGGCGAGGAGGAGGCUGCUGGUGGUGGUGAUGAUGAUGAUGAUGAUGAUGAGGAGGAGGAGGCUGAGGCGGUGGACAGCGACGAUGAUGAUGACGAGGACGAGGACGAACUCUUCAACUCCUUGUUUGGUCCGGUGCCCGGCUGGCCCGAUGCCAACGAGGAUGAUGACGCGUCCUUCAAUCUGGACGCGCAGCUCUCGGGCGGCCCACUGGGCUGGACGCUGUCGCUGCGGGUGCGGCCCGACCGGGGUGGUGGUGCUGCUGGUGGUGGUGCUGGUGGUGGCAGG